AAUUAAAAAAUGUCGGCAACAAAGUUAGGAAACGAAGCGUUAUAGUUAAACAACCCUUCAACCUUUUUUUUUUUUUUUUUUUUUUUUUUUUUUUAAUUUUUAUUUUUUUAUCAUCUCUUUAAUAAAAAUAUUUGAUUGGAAGGUAACAAAAAGUACCCCCAACAAAUCAAAUCACACUUUUUUAGUCAAAUUCACUCCAUUUCUUAAUUCUCUUAAACUUCCUCUAAAACCUAAAAACAAAAUUUUAUUUUAAUUUUUCAAAAUUUUUAUCAGACAACCCGCCAUUGUUUUCUCUCUGCAAUCGCAGCAGCUGCUCUCAAAUAACCCAUAAAGCUUCACCUAAAAAAUCAUCAAUUUUUAGUAGAAAUUAGAAAAAGUUUAGAAUAUUAAAUACAGUGAGCUUUAAAGUAGGAAUUUUGUUUCAAAAUUGCAGAAAAAAAUGUCUUUUUUUAUGGGAUUAUUCAUGGGAACUGUAGUUGGUCUUUUAAUUAUCGUCGCUUUUGUUCGCUGUGAAAAUGCCAGAUCCAAAUCUCGUUCUCAACUGGCAGAAACAAUUGCGGCGUUUUCUAGAAUGACAGUGGAAGAUUCUAGAAAGUUGCUUCCUCCUCCUUACUACCCUUCUUGGGUUGUCUUCUCCAAUCGUCAAAAAUUGAAUUGGCUUAAUUCCCAUCUCACCAAAAUUUGGCCUUUUGUUGAUCAGGCAGCAUCAGAGCUAAUAAGGGAGUCAGUGGAGCCACUACUAGAGCAAUAUAGGCCGAUUAUAUUGUCUUCCUUAAAAUUUUCCAAGUUCACUCUUGGAACUGUUGCUCCUCAAUUUACAGGGGUUUCAAUUCUUGAAGAUGCAGGUGAAGGUGUCACUAUGGAGUUAGAGAUGAAUUGGGAUGGAAAUCCGAGCAUUAUUCUUGAUAUUAAAACUAAACUUGGUUUAUCACUUCCUGUCCAGGUUAAAGAUAUUGGAUUCACUGGAGUUUUCAGGCUGAUCUUUAAGCCUUUAGUUGCGGAGUUUCCAGGGUUCGGAGCUGUCAGCUUCUCUUUGAGAAAAAAGAAAAAGUUGGACUUGACUCUUAAGGUUAUUGGUGGAGAUAUAAGUACAAUCCCGGGGCUUUCUGAUGCUAUUGAGGGCACAAUAAGGGACGCAAUUGAGGAUUCCAUCAUGUGGCCUGUUCGAAAAAUUAUCCCCAUUCUGCCUGGGGACUAUAGUGACUUGGAAUUAAAGCCUGUUGGGAUGCUAGAGGUGAAGCUUGUGCAAGCUAAAGAACUGACAAAUAAAGAUCUGAUUGGAAAAUCAGAUCCUUUUGCUGUUUUAUAUGUACGACCAACACGUGACAGGACAAAGACCAGUAAGACAAUUAAUAACCAGUUGAACCCAAUCUGGAAUGAACACUUCGAAUUCAUAAUUGAAGAUAAAUCUACCCAACACUUGGUGGUUAAAAUUUUUGAUGAUGAAGGUCUUCAGGCUGCUGAACUUAUAGGCUGUGCUCAGUUCCAGCUAAAAGAUCUUGAGCCUGGUAAAGUGAAGGAUGUCUGGCUCAAGCUAGUCAAAGAUUUAGAGGUUCAGAGAGAUGCUAAAAAUAGGGGGCAGGUACAUGUGGAGCUUUUAUACUGUCCUUUUGGUGCUGAGAAUGUUACAAAUCCUUUUGCAUCCUCUAUGACUUCUUUGGAGAAGGUUCUCAAAACUGAAGAUGGGAUUCAAGAAGUCGAAAAUGGAUCUAGUUUUGCUCCCAAGAAGAGAGAGGUUAUCGUCAGAGGAGUGCUGUCUGUAACAGUGAUUUCUGCUGAUGACUUGCCAGCAGUAGAUUUUACGGGCAAGUCAGACCCUUAUGUGAUACUUACUAUGAAAAAAUCUCAAACAAAAAACAAAACUAGAGUUGUGAAUGAAAGCUUGAAUCCAGUUUGGAACCAAACAUUCGACUUCCUUGUUGAGGAUGGGCUUCAUGACAUGCUAAUGCUGGAAGUAUGGGAUCAUGACACAUUUGGAAAGGACUAUAUGGGUAGAUGCAUCUUGACAUUGACAAGGGUUAUACUAGAAGGGGAAUAUAGAGAAAGUUUCCCAUUGGAUGGAGCUAAAACAGGUACCGUGAAUUUGUAUUUGAAGUGGUCGCCUCAGCAUGUCUAUCGCGAAUAACAAACCUCAGAUUCUGCUGUACAUUAUACAUGCUGCUCCUCUGAGUGUGUACAAAAAGGAUUAAUGGGGAGCUGUGAAGCAUAUUUAAAGAGAAGUUGCAUUGAAACAAAGUAGACAUUAAUAAAUUUUGUUAUGUUCCUGCAGCAUAAAUAGUGCUGUAAAGUUGCAAAGCAUUUGAUGUAAAUUAUUGAAACUUGAAAAAAGUAAUGACAGUUUUGUUCCUCGAAUUCAA
This is a messenger RNA of Chenopodium quinoa (quinoa), 2357 nucleotides long. RefSeq names its product synaptotagmin-5-like. Lineage: Eukaryota; Viridiplantae; Streptophyta; Magnoliopsida; Caryophyllales; Amaranthaceae. Gene Ontology annotation, molecular function: lipid binding. The record is from RefSeq and is a predicted model, not a curated record. Bases 440 to 2125 code for a protein of 561 amino acids. Gene Ontology annotation, cellular component: endoplasmic reticulum. The transcript has 13 exons.